Molecule: messenger RNA, 10619 nt
Organism: Dermacentor albipictus
Lineage: Eukaryota; Metazoa; Arthropoda; Arachnida; Ixodida; Ixodidae
Product: serine/threonine-protein kinase par-1-like
Biological process (GO): intracellular signal transduction; protein phosphorylation
Cellular component (GO): cytoplasm
Molecular function (GO): ATP binding; protein serine/threonine kinase activity
Source: RefSeq, a predicted model, not a curated record
UCGUGCGCUUCUGAUUCAGUGGAAUUGCUGUCGCUGACCUGCCCAUUUUAUAUUGCGCAUAAAUAUAGCGCGCUACUAAGCCGAAGGUUUCCGUGUCUGUAUCAACCAUUUUUUUGUCGUUAUACAUAUGACGAACGGCGGGAAAGAGUGAACCGUUAACCGCAUGCACACACCCGGCGUCUCCUUGACAAAUUAUUUGCUUCGUAUUACGUUGCCGAAGACGUGACACGGUGUUGAAAGUGUUCCUCCAAUACCGAGAAGGUGUCGGGCGCGCGUUCAGGUCGAGAACCCGGGUUUGAAAAGCUGUUUUCAAAGCGAAUCGGACUCUUCGCAGCGCGAGCUCGACGAGCAGCCGACAGGUGCAGGCUGAUCGGUUGGUCGCGCCAGGCGCUCUCCAUCGCCCAAAGAAGCGAGGAGGAAACGAGAGAGGGCAGAGAAGGAGGAGUCGCACGCAGACUUGGGAGCAGCAGCUACGGCGGAUGGGCGACGAGGCGGCGGCAGCGAGCAGCUGAGGCGAGAUCACUGGGCUAAGUUCGUAACAUGAGAUCGGGCCGCUAAAAUUAGCACCACUUUUCGGUGAUGACGUCGUCGUCCGCAGCGUCCCUUCCGCAGCCCAGCGCCGGAGAGCCAUCGGCAGCAGCCGGCGGCCGCACACCGCUCAUUCCUUUCGGCGUCCGUGCCCGUGACAGCGUGCUCGCUGUCCACCGCAACGCGUUCCGCAUAAUCGGGCGGCGGUGGUAGCAGGCGCUACACGUGCGCUACUCGGUGACGACCACAUGCCCGAACGUCCCGUCUCGAGUGUCCGACGACCGGCAAUCUCCGCAUCCUCCCGCGUGUGUCUGCUGCUUCAGCAUCCGGACGAGUCGUCGACGCGCCUCCGGCGACAGCGGUGCUAGCGGUGUGCGCUGGGUAGUGCCCGAUGUCGCGCGCUACGCGCUGAUUCCACAGCGGCGCGGAUACGACGAGUGACAGCGACGUGGUGUGCCUUGUCGACGUUGCGAAGACACACGCAGCACCACCACCAUGGUGGUCCAGCAGGACGUCGAACCGCCGCCCGCGGCGGCCGAGGAGAAAGGCGAGAAGAAGCACAAGUUGAAGCAGCGCUUCCAGGUGAUUCGGAAGCUGGGACAGGGGACUUAUGGCAAGGUGCAACUGGCCAUUAACCGGGCGACAAACCAGGAGGUGGCGAUCAAGACCAUCAAGAAGUCCAAAAUAGAGACGGAACAGGACUCUCUGCGGAUCAGGAGGGAGAUCCAGAUCAUGUCCUCCAUACAGCACCCUUACAUCAUCCACAUAUACGAAGUAUUCGAGAACAAGGACAAGAUCGUGCUGGUGAUGCAGUACGCCAGCGGGGGCGAGCUGUACGACUACGUCAGCGAACGCAAAGAGCUCACCUCCGAGGAGGCACGCCGAAUAUUCCGCCAGGUGGCGUCUGCAGUCUACUACUGCCACAAGAACAAGAUCUGCCACCGCGACCUGAAGCUCGAGAACAUCCUGCUGGACGAGAAAGGCAACGCGAAGAUCGCCGACUUCGGCCUGUCCAACGUCUACGACGAGCGGCACUUUCUCAGCACCUUCUGCGGAUCCCCGCUCUACGCGUCGCCAGAGAUCGUCAAGGGAACGCCCUACUACGGACCCGAGGUGGACUGCUGGAGCCUGGGCGUCCUCCUCUACACGCUGGUGUACGGCGCCAUGCCCUUCGACGGCAGCAACUUCAAGCGGCUCGUGCGUCAGAUCUCCGAGGCGGACUACUACGAACCGAAGCGGAAGUCUGACGCGUCGGGGCUGAUCCGUCGCCUCCUGACCGUGGACCCCGCCAAGCGAGCGACGGUCAUCGACAUAUGCCAGGACCGCUGGGUCAACCAGGGCUUCGACCAUUCCUUGCUGCAGCUCGCCGAAGACAUGUCCAACCUGACGCCCGUGCGGCUCGACCUGCUGCUGGCGCUGGCGCCGGCCUCGCCGACGCCCGAAGAAGCGGCAUUCGACAAGGCGGCGAACCCGCCGGACGGCGCAGAGAAGAGCGACAGCUUCGACUUCCAGCCGGCGGUGGUGGCGGCGGCCGAACAAGAGGAGGCGCUCAAGAACGACGACUCGGCCGACUUCAUACCGGCCGCGCUGGCGGCCGAGCUCGAGAGCCAGAACAUCAAGCGCCAGUGUUCCACCGACGGCGGCAGCCUGAUGAGGAUGUCGAGCGUCUCCCACAAGAACAAGAAGGUGCGCACGUCCGACUCCUCGAGGAGGUCCAGCGUCGGGCUCCUGGGGGGACCGUUCGUGCACGACGACGAGGAGUUCGACGACGAGCAGCCGCAGAAACCGCCCGCCGAGAGCGAGGUUCGAGACGAAUCCGGCGCGAAGGAGAACGACGACGCAGCGGCGCCGACUCGACAGGAUGACGGGGGCGUCCAGGAAGCCACGGAAGCCCCCGAAAGCGCGGAGAGACCGAUGGAGCAGGGAGAGGCGAUUGCCAACAGCGAAGUGGCCCCGAAACAGGAGGAACAGCCGCCCCGGAAGGACGAAGCGGACAAACCAGCCGCGCAGGCCGACGCGGCCCCCAAGGACGUGACGACGCCGGCGGAAGCGAUCGCCGUUGCCGCCCCUGCUGGGACAGCCGAGACCGCCGCCGAGGAGCAGCCGCCGUCGGUGGCGCCGGUGCUGGCGCGACGAGGCUCGGGGGUGCGCUGCCCCGGCAAGAUAGUCAUUCCAAAGUGCCUGAGCUCGCAGGCGUCGCCGGCGACGAAUUCGGCGUCUCCAAAGUUCAAGGACACCAAGAAACCGCCACUCCCGCAGACGCCGAAGUCGGCUGCCGUAGAACCGCCCAGUCUCGUUACUACGGAACCGACUGCCGCAGCGGCGGAAGAGUCCGCCGCACCGGAGAAAGUGGGACACAAGAGAGUCAUUCCCGUGCCUAAACGGCCCAAGAGUAAGAGUCCGCUCAGCGCCAGCCCCAGGGAAAGGGAGGACAUCGCGUUCCCCGCAGCGGCGAGCGAAGCUCAGUCCGACAAGUCGCCGACCGUGGUGAGGAAGCGGGACGCGGCAGCCUCGAGGGGCAUCCUGCGCAGGAGCGCGUCCAAGCCGCAACGCGAGCUGUCCACGGAAGAGGGCAGCAAGGAACCGGAAGUAGACAACGUUCUCCAGAGCACGGCGGAGAUCACACUCAGUAACCGGAAGAAAGCCGAGCAAGAGCAGAAGCAGUCUUCGGCCCUGUGGGACAACGCGACUCCGGGCACGCCGGAAGAGGAAAUUCCCGAACCGGACGGCCCGCCGAGAAGACCGUCUCCCGAAGGUUCCUCCGCGGACGAGCACGCCAGGCUGGCCGCGGACUCGCCCGUGCGCAGCUACAAGAAGUUCACGUUCGGCAAGGACGGCACGUGCAUCACGGAGAGUGGCCGCGUCUACGCGCAGCCAAAGUCGGACGGCUCGUGGACGACCGUGGAGAAGAAGACCAAGAUCACGCGCAGGCCGAGCAACGCGACCAGCGUGGACGAAGAGGUGGUGCGCACUCCGGGCCCGCCGCCCAAGGACGAACUGACGGUGCCGCGAUCGGCCAGCGGCAGCUCGUCCGAGUCGACCGACAUCUUCAACGACAUGUUCCCCGACUGGCGCACCUCGAGUCCGUUCGGUAACCUCAUGCGAAUGAAGAGCUCGAUCAAGAAGCUGAACAAGGGCUCCCUGUUCCGCGGCGCGGACCCGUUCACCGGCAUGGAGACGUUCCGACGAGAGCGGACGCCCGAGAAGCGGGCCCGCGAGUGGGGCAGACGCGGCGGCGGUCAGGUGACGACGUCGACCGACAGGGACUCCUCGGACGAAGACGACUUCGACCUGCACUUCGACAACUCGCACCCGCAAGCUCUGUUCCAGUUCAUGCGCAACAUGAGCCGCGAUUUCCGCAACCACUGGAAGAGCUUCCUGCCCGCAUCCACCUCGCCAUUCUCGAGGUCCGCCAAGGAGCCGUCGUCGCAGUCCUCUCGACCCCAGAGGGAGACCCUGCUUCGGUUUGUGGUCGACAAGCCGUCGAAAGCGACCGGUAGCGAGCCCGGAACGCCGCACACCCGCGCCAUGGGCGGAGAUCCCUUCUCCAAGCGGUCGUCGGGAGUCUGGGACCCCGUCGACAGGGCGUCGCUCUUUGGCACGCUGCGCAGAAACAGGCUUCAGGACCUGCCCGGACGUCACCACGGCGACCGCGGCACGUCGCUGGACCGCGGCGCUGGCAACCCCGACUUCUGGGGCGUCCACCAGGACCCGGAAGGAACGCGACACCGAGUCGAGAAGUGGCUGCACCUGUCCAACGACAACGCCGACCCGCAGCAGUCGCGUGGCGACGAAGGCGCUCCGCGGUGCCAACAGAAGUACAACCGCUCGCAGAGCGACAAGUUCAACCUGGGCGAGCAGAGCCGACCCGUCUACCAGAGCGAGAUCAGCGUGGAGAGCAACAGGACGGCGCCUCCGGGCGCGCCCUGCAGCCGCUCCCUGAGUGUCAACGAGCGCGGCGGCGGCCGCAGGCCCCUGGUCCGGAUGCAGGUGUCCAUCAACAACCGGAGCAGCAACCCGAACGCGCACAUCGUCAUCACCACGCCGCCGACCACGGCGCGCACCGAGUGCGGGCUCUGGCCGCAGGACGAGCGCCGAGACGAGGGCGACUCUCCGGGCGCCGACUCGUCGCUGCUGGAAGCGCUGCAGACGCGCGGACUCCGAAGCCUGCUGUCGCAGCGCAGCGGCUCCCUGGCGCGCGAAGUGAGCCCGAGGCGGGGCGGCGGCGAGCCCCCGGACCGCCCAGCGCAGGCCGAGCGAGGUAAGCCUGCGGCCGGAUCGAGCCUUGCCCCGCCCGAGACACCUGCAUGCUGCAUGGACACUAACUCUGCUAAGGAGCCCGCGCCGCCCAGCACGCAACAGCGGCCCAAAAUCAUCCCCAUUUCGGUAGAGCGGAGGACGAGCGACGCCAGCGUGCCCAGCCCCGGAUCGCGCAGUCCGGGAGAAGAGAGCGUCCAGGAGCGGAUCCAUCGGAAAAGCUUCUACCCGCGCUUCCACGAUGACCCCAGGGCGGCCGCCAGGCGCCGCUCCGCGCUGUGGGACACCGAGUACUCGGGCCUCUGGAGCCAGGAGCUCAGGGACCGGGACGACGCCGCGCUCCUGAGGAAGUCUCGAAGCCUGUGGGACAACCACGUCCGAGAGCCUAGAAGCCGGUCUGUCGCCAGAACCGCGGGGGCCGCCCCGUUGUCGGUUGCGCCCCAGCAAGCUAGCCGACACGGCCACUUGUGGGACCUCAGCUUCGACGACGACGCGGGCAUUCCGGGCUCCAGCGGAAACGGCAGCAACCACCGCUGCAACAGGAUGGAGUCCAAGGACUUUGAUAGCCUCGAAAGUGAUGGGCCUCCGUCCUAGGAACUUGAGCAUGGCGUGUGUGUUAAUUUAAUUGGUGGGAGCUGCUCCCGCAUAGUGUCGCAUGGCGUUGCGUGGCGCACAAGGCAAUGCAAGCUGCUCACAGAAGCGCUAGUCUUUCUGUUUUUUUUUCUUCCCUGCUCUCCUAUUGGCCCGACAUUCGGUCUAUGCACUCAGUUUUCAGCAUACUGUGGCUGGGAACCAAUGGUGGACCAUGUAAUGGCCGCUAGCUGCUGUGACUGGAGCUCAAUGCACCAGGUCCAAGAGGGCUCUCUUAACCUUAGGGAAAGCGAACAAAAUAGUUGUGUUUUUGUACCAAAGCAAUGUGUGAGUGCGAAGAGCGACGCAUUUAGAGCUUGCACCUAGCAGUUAAGUAUCGCACCAGGGUGAAUCUGUGCUCGCAGACUCCGUGUCAUAAUAUGCUGAUGUGGCGUGCACUGUUGGUACGCCCUAACACAGUCAUGUUCUUUUUUUUUUCAAUCAGUGGCAUGCUGGUCAUUUAUGAGAAAUAUUUCAUACGAAUGGCAUUCUGCACUGGCUCGGAUAUGUGAGCAGAAAAACUUUUGUACUUUGAUAUCAAAAUGCUUCAUUUCUGCCAUCAACAAAGUUGUCAUAAUGUGGCGUUCAGCAACACAACGAUCAUGUUUUUUUUUAAUGAGCGAUAAUGCACAUCGUUGCAGUGCUGUCUUGCAGUGUGCAAGCUUUGUUAGGUUAUGCACUAUUGUUAAUUUGCGCAGAAGCGAACAUCCACUUACAUUGCAUACAUAUCUGCUUUUUUGCCCGCAAUGUUUGUAAUGCUCAAGCUCUCAUGUCAGUCACGGAGUCCCUAAAUGCUUAUCUGAUUUGUAGCUUCAAGCUCAUUUAUACCCAUUUUGGGCUUUGCACCUCUUGUGCAGAUUUCUUUCGCAUGAGUUUUCAUAAGCAUGUCGAAAUUAGAGCGCAUAAUUUAUAAUUUUCUUUUGGACCAUUUUCGAGAAGACUCUUCAGAAAUUUAGGCUUCAGCAUCAAUUGGAAAUAUUUGGGGAAAAGCAGUGUUGUGUUAUGUUAAGUACAGAUAGUAUUUAACACAUCUAUCACUAGGAGCUCUUAUGAAGGUGACUAGUGUUAAAUAUUUAUGCACCUUUGGCAAAGUCCUCAACAUUUUUAAGGGCGAGCAGUAUAGGAAAUGCAUGAUGCGUCAUAACUCAAUCAUGCUUUCAAAUUGCGAGUUCGGACUUCAGACUUUUGCUGUCUAGAUAAUAAACGAGACGAUUGGCCUUCAUAGUACUUUGUAAUAUGAAAAUACAUUUGAGUUUACCACAGUAUACAGCAGGCAACUCUAGCUAGUGAACAGGUCCAGCUACGAUAUAAUGACGUCGUUCUUGGAACGAGAAACUUCGUUAAAUGGCGAAUUUCCUUACUUGGAAUUUUCCGCGCAUCAUCGGUAAAGAAUUCUCGUAGGUUCUUAGAACAGACGUGGUUGAUAUCGUCUUGUUAGUGGACAUUUAUGAACCGAAUCCCGAAUAAAUUCGACACAAAAAGCUUCGGGCAGAAGGCGCCUACGUAGCCGCCGUCAGGUGGCGACAGCGUGUACGUGUGUCAGUGUCACGACCCGCCAACGCUGUUCUACGUCAUUCAUGGAGGAAAUGAAAAGCCGGGAGGGAGCGUUACGUGAUAAAAUUGGAAGCCAUAAAGAAGCAGGCACAGAACGUGAUCAUGUCGCGGUAUUUUUUAGUGUCUUCCAGCGCCGCGCUCUACCGAGAAGACAACGGGUGCAGCAGCAACGUGUGGUUGCCGCUCUACCACUUCUGAAAUUUUGUUUGCAAUCAUUUAAAUAUUUUUUUUUCUUAUUUUAUGUUGAACUACCCGGCUCUUGGUCAAUCCCCAGAGUGGGUAGUUGCCACUAACGCGUCGUCUCUACAUCUGCCGUACGUUCCAACAAAUAUAUGAUAAAUGCGUACGUUGCAUCGAAUGAGCGAAGUUGCACGAGCGUGCCGAAAGAAAAUAUCCACAGAGCGAGUGGCAAAGAACACCUCGAACCAGAGCGCAUCGACUAAAACCUACCGGGAACCAACUAUACACUAGACCAAGUUCGCCAAGCGCAUGCAGCGUUGUGUGUUGGGCUCAACUUCUGGACGCAUAUGAGAGAGAAAAAGUGAUGGGGACGGCUUGGUACGAAGAGUUGGCUCGGAAAGGCUGGCACCGGGACGUCAUACCUUUUUCUAGAUUCCUUCCUUCCUCCGUGCUAUCAUUGAUUUGUAUUCCUUUAUUUUAAUGGCAUAUUGAUUUGCGAGGCCAAUAUUUACUGAAGGGCUCGAUUUUAUGAGCAUGCCAUUCGAAAUGGAUUAGCGUAGGGGGAUUCAAGCUCGUUAUGUUUAUCGUUCCGGCCCUUAAGACCCGUGGUUCGUGUUAAUGACGUAACUUUAAACGUAUUGCCCUAAAGACCAACGCUAUUCUUCCAUUCUAUUCUUUCAUUCUAUACCUCUCCGCCACGAAUCUUCCAGCCAUCUUUUACUUUCAGCCCGAGCAGAUACAUCCACGUUUCCUCGAUUAUAUGCAAAGCCCAAGGUCGGGUAACUGCUUCCUCAUUUACCUUUGAAUGAAUAACGCACCAUAGUUCUUGGCAAGACCGAGACAACGUGACCGUUCCGAUUUCGUCAUAGCCGAGGCGCUCAAAGUUCACUCCUGCUUGAGGUACUCCUGUUCCGACCGUCCGCUGACGCGUUUGGCUGUUGAGCACUCUAGAAUCGCACAUCGCGGGUUAAGAGCACAUCCGACAGCACAAAUGGCGCUCGCCAAGCUCCGUUUUCGUGCACAGGCAGGGCAGGUGGCCACAUCGGCGCUUUCCGUCAUUAUUCCGUCCUGCGCCCGAAGGCCGGUGUUUUUUGGCCAUCACCGGUGCCGUUUACACGUGAACGCGGGCGAGCGAAUUCUGUCGGACGACUUUUUCUUUCUUACUUAUCACCUAGGCCUCACGCGCAUGUAUGCGUAUCCGUUAAAUCGAAAUUGUGGAACCAAAUGCGCUUAAUCUCGGGAACAAAAAAAUUAUGCGGUUUCGACUAAACUAACGUCGGGAAACAAAAAAAGGUUCGUUAUAUAGCGGAUUUCGUUAAAUCGAGAUUCGACUGCAGCGCCGAUGUAAAGCGGGAGACAUCACUCUUUUCUCAUUGAAAAAAGAAAGCGCGAAUAUCUUCGAGACGACUCAGCUGGGGCUGGCAUCCUCACGCCAGCGGAUGAGUGAAACAGCUGAUCAUUGCAAUAAAUGUCCUGCCGACUUUAGUAGUUGAACAUAGCAUCACCAGAUGCUCUCACUAAUUGCAGAUGCACACAACAAGUGUACACUUAUACCUGCCAUGUUCGCUAUGCGAGCUCUGUUAUAUAACUAAAAUUUACAGUUGACAAUAAUGGGGAGGUUUCACGGCCUCUCCUGACCCCGCCCCAGGAGAUCUGGGGCGCCCCCUAGGGGACGAUGCAUGCCAUGGUUUGGGAAACGCUAGCAUACGUAAAUCAUCAGCCAAUCAAGCAACCUUGUCGUGAAGGAUUACAUCCAGAUGAGAUUGGCAUUACUUCAAGGUUCUCUUUGCCAUGUUGAAUGUUGAUGUAUUUGCAGCUGUGGUGACCAGCAGCCGUUCUUGCGCUGUUCUGGUACAAGAAAUAUUGUGCAACUCCCUAACCUGUUCACUGUUAUCUCUUGUUUUUAUAACAGAUAUUUUUUUAUUAAUAUACAACACCUGCAUGGAAAAUGACGCUUUUUUGAUGAGCUGAUGUUAUUUAAAGAAAACUGUCCUGUGCAUUGUGAAUGAGCUUUCUUUGUUAGCGCUUACCAUGACAAUGUUGUUUCACUUAAUGACUGUUAGAAAUAUGUCUUGACAAAUGAAAUUUAAAAGAAAAGCUUAUAUGCCUCCUGCAGAGGCGUUUCUACUACCUUCUAUUUUCUCCAGAAAAUAAAGGUUUCUGAGUGGACAAAUGCUAUGAGAAAAAUCUUCGCUUUACUCAGCUUGAAGCAAGAAGGGUGUUCGAGAACAUGCACUUGGACCUUACAUUGAAAUAUAACAAUUCCAGCUAGGCAACCAAAAUGCUCAGAACCCGUUAUAUGUGACAUAUCAAAGCUUUACAACUGUUAAUGUUACUUGUUUGUCCUGAUCAUCAAUGUAAAACAUUGUCGAAUCAGUGUGUGACAAUCAGAUUGUCGUUUAUAAUGCAUGUUCUAAACUUUCCUUGUGUUGAAGCUGUUAGAUGACUGUGCAAUGCCGAAUUGCUAUAAGAAGAUAGUUUUUUUUUCUGCUGCUUACAAAUGAGAAUUCCAUGUUAACUCUCUUCCAUAACUGUCCGAAGUGCAAAUGAAGGUGCUGUGAAUUGUGUGAGAAACGUUCUUCGCAAUGAGUCUGAAGUAUUUGCUCGUAAAGUUAGCUUUUAAAACAGGGCAUUUUGUAAACAUGUGACUUGACAGUACUCUUCUUUGUGUACAGAUGCUUUCUGUGAACUUUUUGCAUCUGAAAUGGGAAUACUGAAAUGGUUAUCAACAACAACAACAAAAAAGGCAGCGCCAUCGCUCAAACUAAAGAUUCCUCUGUUGCUGUUGAAAAAUAUGUCACACUGUCGUAAUGCAUCUUGAGAUUACUGCUGUAUUACCUAUGGUGACCAAACAAUAUCUUGUAUUUUGGCUCCUGUACCCUUUUGUGAAAGCAUUUCGAGAUCCCCGAAUAGGAGCAUCAGCACGAAGCUCUUUAUAGUGCAGAUUGUUCUUACUCCAGUAUCCCUUACGCUUAUAAUUUAUUUUGUGUUAGAGAAGACUCUUUUCCUUGUUGCAAUAUUGAAAGCUGGUAAAGAUAUUGUCGCUAAGAAGCCCAGAGUUGAACACUAAGAAUGGGCAUGGUGCUACGUGAAACAUGUUGAGGAAGUGUCUCUGUUCUUUUCUUGUUCAAACAAUUAUUAUUUUUGUUUGUUUGCCUUGCCUUAGCUUCCAUACACUAUAGUUCUAGUCAGAAAGCUGGAAUGUGAAAGGCAGCUUCAACAAGUUGCCACUGCACAUUACCGAAGCUAAGUUGCCCAGAUGCUUUUUAUUGUUAUUAUUAUUAGAGGUAACAACUACCCGCAUAAGAGAAACGUUGCGAUGGUUGUUGAAAAUGUGCUGCUUUAAUGCGGCUGAACACAAGCGAAGAUGUGGAGUGAUCCGUCCGUGCGAAAGUGUGCAGCCACUUACAGAAUGCGGUGUCGGUUGUGUUGUUGUUUCCCAGUGACAAUAAACAAAGAGAUGACAAGUA